GAGGUGAAGAUGGUUUCUCCUGCGAUCGCUUUAGCUUUACUUCCUCUUUUACUCACAAUGAUUAUUCGUUAUCGUUAUUAUUUUGUGCUGCUGUAUCGAGCUGUUCUGAUCCGGUGGGUGCGGGACUGUUUAACGGGCAUCAGUCGAGAGGAACGGGCCUAUCAGUACAUUCUGACCCACGCCACACCCGGUGACCCCGAGAGCAUCCUGAACACCUUUGACCAGUGGUGCAGCAAAGUUGAGUUUAUAAGCAACAUUGGUCCCAAGAAAGGUAAGAUUCUGGACCGGUUACUACAGGAACACUGUCCGCUCACUGUGCUGGAACUGGGCACUCACUGCGGGUACAGCACAGUACGGAUCGCACGCUCACUGCCGAUUGGUGCUCGAAUUUACUCCGUCGAGAUGGACGAGCGAAACGCUGUCGUGGCUGAAAAAAUUAUUCGUCUGGCAGGCUUUGAUGAAGACAUGGUGGAGCUGAUCGUUCGCCCAUCGGAUGAAGUGAUCCCACGCUUGCGUGAGGACUACGGUGUGGAGCGUUUAGAUUUUGUGUUCAUGGAUCACUGGAAGCGCUGUUACCUGCCCGACCUGCAGCUGUUAGAAGGCAGUGGUCUGCUCGGAGAGGGCUCACUCAUCGUAGCCGACAACGUCAUUUUUCCAGGAGCGCCAAACUUCCUGCGAUACGCCCGGCGCUCGGGUCUGUACGAGCUCAGAGUUCACCGAGCAACACUGGAAUACAUCCGCGGAAUCCGUGAUGGAAUGGCUGAAAUGACGUUCCUCGGUAUAAAGUGA
Molecule: messenger RNA, 789 nt
Organism: Myxocyprinus asiaticus (Chinese sucker)
Lineage: Eukaryota; Metazoa; Chordata; Actinopteri; Cypriniformes; Catostomidae
Gene: tomt
Product: transmembrane O-methyltransferase
Exons: 3
Coding region: 10-789 (259 amino acids)
Biological process (GO): catecholamine catabolic process; developmental process; dopamine metabolic process
Molecular function (GO): catechol O-methyltransferase activity
Source: RefSeq, a predicted model, not a curated record